UUUCAUUUCUGCAGCAGACCAUUUAGUUUCAUUUCUCACAGUUUGUUUGUGACGGAAGCAGGGAUUGGGGAGUGGCUCUCAUACUACAUAAAAGUGAUGCAGGGAAAAGGAGAGGCAUGACGUGCCUGGCCUCUGUCCUCACCACACACAGAGCUUGUUGAGUGAACAGGAAGUGCUGAGCAGCAGAGAGAGCACCUGCCAUCUCUAACCCGGAGAUAGUGGAUGUCUAAGACCCACAGUUCUCGCUCCUGGAAGAGGCAGAAACUUUUCUCUUCCCGAUACCGGUUAAAAAAAGAAAUGAAUGCCUCCCAGCAACAGCCAUCAGCAUUCGGUACAGCACCAAAACCAGUGGUGUUUUCACCAAAGUGGCAAUUUGGUGAGAAAGAUACCAUCUUUCUUGCCAAGGACUUUAACUUCCUUUCCUUGAACCAACAACAGCCAGCAGGGAACAAGAUAUUCCAGGUGGCAAAGGGUUCAGAAAACAAGCUGUUCAGCCAGUAUGAAGAGAAGGUGCGCCCCUGCAUCAACCUCAUUGACUCCCUGCGGACCCUGGGUGUGGAGCAGGACCUAGCCCUGCCCGCCAUCGCCGUCAUCGGGGACCAAAGCUCCGGCAAAAGCUCCGUGCUGGAAGCUCUGUCAGGAGUGGCCCUGCCCAGGGGCAGUGGAAUCGUCACCAGGUGCCCGCUAGUGCUGAAGUUGAUGAAGCAGUCCCAGGAGCCAGUGUGGAGGGGGAAGAUCAGAUACCGAAACACAGAGAAGAAGCUCGGAGACCCCACCCAGGUGGAGGCGGAGAUCUGCAAAGCGCAAAACAUCAUAGCUGGGUCUGGUGUUGGCAUUAGCCAUGAGCUCAUUACCCUGGAGAUCACCUCCCCUGAGGUUCCGGACCUGACCCUCAUUGAUCUUCCUGGCAUCACCAGAGUGGCCUUGGGGAACCAGCCCCAGGACAUUAGCCUGCAGAUCAAGGCCCUCAUCAAGAAGUACAUCAAGAGACAGCAGACAAUCAACUUGGUGGUGGUCCCUUGUAAUGUAGACAUCGCCACCACAGAGGCACUGAGCAUGGCUCAGGAGGUGGACCCGGAAGGAGACAGGACCUUAGGGAUCCUGACCAAACCAGAUCUAGUGGAUAAAGGCUCUGAAAAAAGCGUCAUGAAUGUGCUGCAGAACCUCACGUUCCCGCUGAAGAAAGGCUACAUGAUAGUGAAGUGCCGGGGCCAGCAGGAGAUCAUGAAUAACCUGAGCUUGGCAGAGGCAACCAGGAAAGAACUGAUGUUCUUCCAGUCACAUCCACACUUCAGAGUUUUCCUGGAGGAAAAGAAGGCCACGGUACCCCAUCUGGCAGAAAGACUUACGGCCGAGCUCAUCGCGCACAUCAGAAAAUCACUCCCUUCGCUGGAAAGUGAAAUCAGGGAGCGCCACCAGGGGGCGACAGAGGAGCUGCGCCGGUGUGGAGCCGACAUCCCCACCCAGGAAACCGACAAGAUGUUCUUUCUGAUCGAGAAAAUUAAGGUGUUUAAUCAGGACGUUGAAAAGUUAGUAGAAGGAGAAGAAAUUGUAAGGGAGAAGGAGACCCGCUUGUAUAACAAAAUCCGAGAGGAGUUUAAAAACUGGGUACUUGUUCUUGCAGCCAAUACCCAGAAAGUGAAAAAUAUUAUUCAUGAAGAAGUCUCGAAAUAUGAAAAGCAGUAUCGUGGCAAAGAGCUUCCAGGAUUUGUCAACUAUAAGACGUUCCAGAACAUCGUGCAGCAGUACAUCCAACAACUGGUCAACCCUGCACUUGACAUGCUCCAGAAAAUUGUUGAACUUGUCCAGGAAGCUUUCAUCGUCACAGCCCAAAAUAAUUUCGGUGAAUUUGCUAACCUUAACAGAACAGCCCAGAGCAAAAUUGAAGACAUAAAAAUAAAACAGGCAGAAAAAGCAGAGAACAUGAUCCAGCUUCAGUUCCAAAUGGAGAAGCUGGUAUACUGCCAAGAUCAGAUUUACAGUGUCGUUCUGAAGAAAGUCCGGGAAGAGCUCUUUAACCCCGUAGAGAAGCCUUCACAUAAUAUUCAUCCGAAUUCCUGUGUCAUAAAUGAUUUGUCUCCAGUUUCGGCCAUUACGGAAAUCGGCGUCCACCUGAAUGCCUAUUUCUCGGAAACCAGUAAACGUCUUGCCAACCAGAUCCCAUUCAUAAUUCAGUUUUUUGUGCUUCAAGACAAUGGCAACUGGUUACAGAAAGCCAUGAUGCAGAUACUGCAGGAGAAAGAGCGCUAUUCCUGGUUGCUUCAAGAACAAGGUGAGACAGCCACCAAGAGAAGAUUCCUAAAGGAGAGAAUUUACCGGCUCACUCAAGCACGACAAGCACUCUGUAAAUUCUCCACUGAAGAGAUGUAAUGAAAGUCUACGAGCUGC
Molecule: messenger RNA, 2388 nt
Organism: Tupaia belangeri chinensis (Chinese tree shrew)
Lineage: Eukaryota; Metazoa; Chordata; Mammalia; Scandentia; Tupaiidae
Gene: MX2
Product: MX dynamin like GTPase 2
Exons: 14
Coding region: 223-2370 (715 amino acids)
Biological process (GO): defense response to virus; receptor internalization; synaptic vesicle budding from presynaptic endocytic zone membrane
Cellular component (GO): synapse; nucleus; cytoplasm
Molecular function (GO): GTPase activity; GTP binding; microtubule binding
Source: RefSeq, a predicted model, not a curated record